Pipistrellus kuhlii (Kuhl's pipistrelle) is the source of this 895-nucleotide messenger RNA. RefSeq names its product coiled-coil domain containing 28B (gene CCDC28B). Lineage: Eukaryota; Metazoa; Chordata; Mammalia; Chiroptera; Vespertilionidae. The transcript has 6 exons. The coding region runs from base 169 to 771 and encodes 200 amino acids. The record is from RefSeq and is a predicted model, not a curated record.
UAAAUGCAAAUUGCCUCCUGCCAGCUCAGCUUGCACCCCUCCCGUUCGCGUUCCCGGUAGGAGAGUGCUGAGGGCGGAGGAACACUCACGGAAGCUUCAGCCCAGACCCCGAGCUCCAGAUCUCAGUGGGGCUGCCUCCCACCCAGGCCUGCAGCCCAGCCAGUACCAAUGGAGGACAAGAAGAAGAAAAGGAGUCCCAAGCCCUGCCUGACCCAGCCGGCGGCAGCCCCAGGAACGCUCCGCAGGGUCCCUGUGCCCACCAGCCACAGUGGCUCCUUGGCCCUGGGCCUCCCUCACCUGCCGUCCCCCAAACAGAGGGCCAAGUUCAAGAGGGCAGGCAAGGAGAAAUGCCGCCCGGUGCUGGCCGGAGGGGGGGGUGGCUCUGCAGGCACCCCCCUGCAGCACUCGUUCCUGACCGAGGUGACCGAUGUUUAUGAGAUGGAGGGAGGACUGCUGAACCUGCUCAAUGACUUCCACUCAGGCCGGCUCCAGGCCUUCGGGAAGGAAUGCUCCUUCGAGCAGUUGGAGCACGUGCGGGAGAUGCAGGAGAAGCUGGCCCGGCUGCACUUCAGCCUGGACGUGUGUGGGGAGGAGGAGGAAGAGGAGGAAGAAGAGGACGGGGUCACUGAGGGGCUGCCCGAAGAGCAGAAGAAGACCACGGCUGACCGCAACCUGGACCAGCUGCUUAGCAAUCUGGAAGAUCUCAGUAAUUCCAUACAGAAGCUGCACCUGGCCGAGAACGCAGAGCCUGAGGAGCAGGCGGCUGUGUAGGUGUCGGACCUACACCCAGACCGCCUUCCCUUCAAACUGUGACUUUUUACUGACUCCACUGCGAAUUCUGUGGCCCCCCAGGUGCUACGGGGAGGGGGGCAUCCACGGAAUUAAACGGAAUGAA